CUUUUUCAAAUCAAUCAUUUGUUUUCCUGAUUUCUCUGACUUGUAAAUUGAUUCUUGAGUCAAAUAAUUGGUUUUAAAUAAUAUGAAUUCAAAAUGCAUUUUUAAAAUCUGUUUAAAUGUCUAACCUAGGGUAAGUGCAUCAAUUCUGGAGUGAUGGGAAUGGGAGCAUCAAUGAUUAAUGGAAGAACAUGGGUUUGGGGGAGGCAGAUAAAGUGUCCCUUUCCCCAUAAUUCUAAAAUCCAAAAAGUUAAGACAUUUGCGAACCCAAUUUAAACUGCGAAAUUUGUGGAGGAUGAAUUUACCAAAGCCCGCUUACAUCGACUAUGAAGCAUUAAGAGUAUCAAAACUCUUAUCAGGCCUUGUUUCCUGCAAAAUGUUAACAGCUGUACGUUUUGGAGCAAACUCAUCGGUUUAUAAUGCAGAAAUGACAAUUUUAGAAUUAACCACAGCUCAAAGUAUCAUUUUGUCAUUAUUUUACGGCCUCCUGAGUUCUGACCUGAAAUUUUGCUACAUUCUUCAAGAACUGAUAUCUAAAGUAGACCAGUUAAAAUCUCCUUACUUAUCUUCAUGGUUGAGAGACGAUUUUAAAUUUAAUACUUCAGAUGUAUACAAAGUGAUAUCAAACCUUGCAUAUUUAGUUCGAGGGCAGCAUAUUGCCCUGCCAGAUUAUAUUCUUCGAGUAUUUGCCAGUUUGAAUUCAAAAUAUGAUAUUUUAGAUACCUGCAAAACUAAAAAAGAUCUUGAAGGAUUUUAUUUCCUUUUGAGUGUGAAUAAUCAGUGUUCCAGAAGUCAACAAACAGAAAAAACAUCAGUUUCUAAUCUAAUCUCAUCAUUUGAAUCUAAUGUAAUGAAGAAAAAAAACUCAAUGGUGAUAGCUCAGAAACCUGUGUUGGCUCCGAAACCUGUGUUAUCUCCAACUAAUACACAAGCUGUUAAAAAUGAAGAUAUGCUCAUGGACCAUGGGUCAACUUGUCCUCACUUUCCUUUGGUCGGCAUGGUUCCUAAUAGGCUUCUCCAAAUCUCAAGUCCUUGUUUAAAUUGCAGUAAUCAAUCUGAGAAUUGGAUCUGCCUUACCUGUUAUUUUGUGGGAUGUAGCAGGUAUGUGAAUAAACACAUGAUGAUGCACAAUGAAUCAACCAAACAUCCUCUUGCUCUAAGCUGUUCUAGCCACAGUGUAUGGUGUUACCCUUGUCGCAGUUACAUCAAUCAGCCCAUCCAAUGGUCAUCAGACAGUGGGACUUUAUCAUUCAGACCGGAAAACAUCGUUCGAUAUCCGAUAGAUGGCAGCAACAGUCUUCAUACUCUCGCAUCUGGAGGUCAUCACCAUGGUCGAGAACCAAAUCAUUUAAUAAAAGAACCAAACAAUGACUCUGAUGAGGGAUCUGAUUUAUUCCAACGGAGUCGUAGUUCUUCAAUUUCGAAUCAAUCUCUGUCUUCUGAACGCAGCACCUACACUGACUCUAAACAGGGAAAUGUGAAUUCAAGGAAUCCUGCUAGAACAAGAAACAAAUCAAGAACAAGAGGCCGCCAUUUCAAAGAGAAUAACAAUGAAUCUGGUGGCAUCCACUCUGUGGGCAAACCUCUGACACAUGCAGUCAGUUCACCGAACAUUUCUGACCUAUUUUGUAAAAAGGAUGAAAUAUCUCCUGAAGCAAGUCUUCUUCAAAGUUACUUGUCUAAACCAGGCACUGCACCUAUAUCUUAUUCUCAAAUAAGUCGGUUAAUUAGUAGAAGAGAUGGAAAAGGAGGGAAAAGUCCUCUCCAUCAAGCUUCUAAGGAUGGUCUAUUAGCAGUUGCGAAGGGACUCAUCAAAUAUGGAGCUCCAAUUAAUUGUAGGGAUGAUGUUGGCUUUACACCAGCCCACUAUGCUGCAAGAGGAGGCUAUAUUGAAUUACUUGAAGUACUGAAACAGCAUGAAGCAGACUUAAUAGCGGUUGGCGACAGUGGUGAUACAUUGCUUCACCUUGCUGCCAGGAAAAAUCAUGCUGGAACUUGUGGCUGGCUGUUAGAUAAUGGUGUUGCUAUAGAUGCCCAAGGAUACAAGGGUCGUACUGCACUUCAUUGUGCUGCUAUGUGGGGGUAUAUUGAAACAGUUCGUUUACUUCUGAUGCGUAAGGCAUCCGUUCACAUUAAAGAUUUUUAUCAUAAUACAGCUUAUGAUUUGGCUGUUUCUCAAGGGCAUCCAAAAGUUGCUAAUAUGCUUAAGAAUGUAAUGUAAAUCUUAAGUUAGUAUAUAAUUUUUUUUAUUUCUUGUACAUGAUUAUUUUAUCCAAAACUGAGUGCAUUUAGAUACAAAAAAAAACAUUAAAUUAAAAACUAUAUUUAUCCGAAAAACGAAUUAAGACUGUUAUUAAUUUUAUUUAAAUUUUAUCAGUUUUUUCAUUCCUGUUACUAGGUCUAUUACUAUCUCUGGCUAUGACACUUUUAUUUUGUCAUUUUGUUUUAUAUUUGAAAUUAAGUAUUUUUGUGUACUUAUUCUUAAUUUUUGUCCAUAUAUAAGCAUUAAUUUCUUGAUAUCUCUAAAUGAGGGAAGAAUGUCUAAUAGUACUUACAACUUUUUUAUAGAUCAACACACUUUCUUAAAAUGUGUUAAAAUAUAAUUAGUUGAGAACCUAGGAGUUUCAUUUACUCCGAAUUUGAGACUAAAAAUCAUUCCCUGCUUAAGAUUGAGGAGGGUAAAUAUAUGAUGAUGGUAAUAGCAGACCAUAAAAUCUUUAAAGUGAGAUAUCUGAAAUUUCUGAUUACUAUGAUAGGAAUCGUCACUCACUCCCUGCAUUAAUGGUCUUAAUGCAUUAUUUAGUUUGUUUCGUUAAUAUCCAAUGAGUUUAUUAAUUUAAGCUAUUCAAAAUAAAAAAUGAAAUAGCUAAAAGUUAUUUCUUCCUUAUUUGUUUUUUUAUAUAUGUUUCUAUUGAUUCAGUAUUUAGUAUUAUGUAUACUCUUUAGUUGCCAAUGCUGAUUGAGGUUUUGAGAUGUUACAUCUGCAAUAAAAAAAUUCACUUUUAGAAUAUAUUUCAGGACUCCAUUUAUUAAUUUUAAAACAUUGUUGAUUAAUCUUUUAUUCUUUGAGAAGGAAAUAUUUCAUUUAACUGUUAGCAUAUGAGAUUUAUGAGUUAAUAGGUGUAAAAUGAAAAGUUCCUUUUAACUAGUACUGGAGAAUAGUAGACCAAAAGAGUACAAUGAAAUAGAAAUUUCUUUGAAUAUAAGGGAAUUUCUACAUCUUAAUGGUCCUUUCUUUUAGAAAGAGUUUUAUAAGGUGAAUAAGUCAGUGAAUUUAUUAUAUUUUAUUUUUCUAUAUAUAUAUAUAUAUAUAUAUAUAUAUAUAUAUAUAUAUAUAUAUAGACUGUCCUUUUUGAACCAUUUUUCUGAUCAUAAUUAUUUUUUGAUCUUUUAGUUUUUCUGUUGAUUAUCUUUUUAUUGUUGGAUAAGUAGCUACAAAUAUUUUAUUUAAUGAUACUUUAUUAUUUGUAACAUGCUAGAAAAUCAUUAAAAAACAAUUCAAUUCAACGUUUGCUCACAAUGGACCAUAUUCAUGAGAUCAUGCUUUGGCUUUCCCAUGAGUGGUAGAAGAAAGUUUAAAGUAUUGAAACUUCUUUAUCAAAGCAUUAUUGUUUACCAUAUUUACUGUAAUGUAACCUAUUUAAUUGAAAUCAAGAAUUUAUAAAACAAUAAUAAUAAUGAUUUACUUAAUACUGAAUUCAUAAUUUUUCUAUGAACCACUGGAAAAAGAGAUACGCAAACCUACGUUACAUUUUUUUGCAUUGAAUGCAUAAUCCUUUAUCUGGAUUCCAUUGCACACCAAUGAUGAUUCCAUUCAAUUACAAAAGUUGACAUUCCUUAUGUGUGCCAGUACUCGCUGACUUGGCAAUAUCAGUGAUUGCUAUGCUGUCGUUGACUUGCAAUUUGUACUCAAGAUAAGACUUUUCCUCAAUGAAACAAACAGGUGUUUCGUGAAUGAUAUUCUCGAAUUUUUAUGGAAAAUCUUGUCAUUAUUAAUUGCAACAUCUAACAGCCAUGUAAUUAAGGCCACUACCAAUUUUUUAAUAGGAAUUGUGAUUCUCAUAAUAUUUACAUUCUAUCAGUACCACCCAAAAACUUACACUGGUUUAUUACUUUUGAUUGAGGGAUCCUGAUUAUUGUUUUUUAACUUGGGCCUGAGGUUUAUAUUCUUAUUUGUAGAAGCUAUCUUUACAACAUUAUUAGACAUGUGUACCAUAUUUUUCUCUAUAUAGAAUUAUGGAGACCCUGUUGGUUCUUUUAAGAAGUUUUCUUUUUUUUAUGAAAUGCUUUCCUUUAGUAUUUUAAAUUUUUGUAUGAUCAUAUGUUAUCAAAAUUACAGCACCUAUCAAUGGUCAAAGUCCAUUUUAAAUUAGGAUAAAUUCAAACUUUUAUUCUAAUCUAACAGGUGUUAGUCGUAAAUCAAAGGUAACAUUUCUUUGUGAAUAGUUGCAGAGAUAAAGGUGAAUAAAAUAAAGUUGGGUAGGUAUUUAACCUCUUAGGAGGUUUAGUGUGAUAUGGUUUGUCGUUCUUAAACAAGAAUAUAUUUUAUGUUUCUUUGAUUCAAAAUAAUAUUUUUUCUGUUAUAUUGUUUUAUAUUAAUAUUAAUAUUUUUUAUGUUUUAUUAUGGUCAAUGUUAAAGAACAUUGAUAAACUUAAAGGAUAAGGUGUUCUUAUAAAAAUUAGGUUUAUAUUCAUUAAUUUUAAUUAUAGAUUUCCUUUACGAUUUAAGAAUAUUUUCUAUAUUUCUAAUAAUUUUAAAAUAUAAUCAGAGUGAACUUGUAUUAAUGUUACAAAUAAUCGCAUUUAUGUAGUUAUUGUGACUGUUUCUUUUUUUCACAUCCUUAUGUGGGAAUUUAUGCAUUACGAACGUAUAUUUUACUGAGUUGGAAUAUAAUAUAGAUAUUCCCCAUUUUUACAUAAUCUAUGAUCUUAUAGUGUUGACCAAGCGUUCUAUACAAGAAAUAACUAAUUAAAUAACUUUGGUCUAACUGAAUAAGGUCAGGUAGGCGUCGUAUUUUGAUUACUUGGAUACCUUCUCGAUUCUAAUGUCAAGAUUUGGUAUCGUUGAUGAUAGACUACAACAGUGGUUAAACAUUGUUAAAUCACUGGUGUUGAAUAUAUAUAACCUAUUAAACAGUUAUAUUCAAAAUAUAACAUACUUCAAUAUGUUAAUUCAAAUUGAUAUUAUGAAUAAUUGCAUUUAUAUAGUCAAUCAUGACUAUAUUUUAAUAUUUUGAUUUACCUGCAUAUUUAAACUAUCAAGGUCAACAUUAUAUUCUGUUACCUUGACAUAAAUAUACUGAGGUUAUUAUCAUGAUUUUGUGUUUAAAUCUAUUUUCCUUGAAUCGAUUAAAAUGAUGUAAUGGUUUAGUUACUAUAUUAAUAUACUAUUACAAGCACAUCUAUAUUUGUUAUAUACAUAUUAAUAAGUAUUAAAUAUAUUUAAGUGUUUAUUUUGGAUAGAAUAAUAUCCUAAUUGAUAAAGAAAAAUCAAUUUAUAUAAUUUUUCUGAAUAAAGUGUUAAUGAAUCCUUUGUGAAUCUGUAUAUAAGCUUAUAGAUAUUGUAAAAUGUGACUUAAUUUGUGGUGGAAAAUGCAAGUUGCAACAAAUUAUAUAUUCCAUUACUUUAAAUCUCCCAGUAAUAGUUUUCAUUAAACUUUUAAUAAAUAUUUUUAAUUCAAUAAAAUUAACCUUUUUAUGAAUGAGUAAUAAAUAUUGUUACAGAUUUUCAUAUAAUUUUUUAACAAAUUUAUUAAAAUAUAAAAUGUUUUUAUUAACUCAAGUAUAAAAAUCUAGAUUUUAGAAAAAAUAGUUUAUACCUUACAAAUAUAUUAAAAUCUUUUUCUUAAAAAAAAACAAAUUUAAAUUGAAUUGAUGGGUUUCAUAAAUUUAUUGUUUAUAAAAAAAAUAUAUUAAUAAAAUUUUCAUGUCUUAGGAGUUUGUUAUCAUGGUAUUUAAACUCACUACUAUAACAGAAUGAGACUAUACUUGAGCUUUAUAAAUACAUAUAUAUUUUUUUAUAUACUUCGUUUUUAAUAAAUAUUAUAAAUACUUGUUAUUAUUGUGUUACUAUUUACUAAUAAAUAGCAUUUCAACUUUCUUCAUAGUG
Nezara viridula (southern green stink bug) is the source of this 6106-nucleotide messenger RNA. The record is from the annotation of a GenBank genome assembly. Lineage: Eukaryota; Metazoa; Arthropoda; Insecta; Hemiptera; Pentatomidae.